AUGGAUUAAAAACACGAUCACGCAAAUCAAAUUCUUAGUUUAUUAGAGAAUUAAGAAUCUAUUAAUUCCUUAUAAGUUGCAUAGACAAUAGGCAUCAAUCAUCAAGAAUUAGUUGGAUAUCUAUUAUAAUUAGAAGCAGCAAAUUAUAUCAUUACCGAGGGUUUAAAAAAAGAUUAAUUAUUUCUGAAUGAAGAGGGGAAUACUAUAUUAAAUUCAUAAUCUGGAGAAUAUGAGAUUUAUUAAAAAGUGCCUGAAGGUGGAAUAUCUAUGACAGAUUUACAAAAAUAAUUUGGAAUUGAUCAGCCACCCAAGUAAAAAUAAGAAUAAGGAGAAAAGAAAGAAAAACAAGUAGAGGAUCCUAAAAAGAAAUUGUUUGAUUAAGGUUUUGGAAAUGCAAAGAAAAUGGGAUAUAUUAAAUUGGAUAAGGGUAUGAUAAGUAAAGUAGCAAAUGACAUGCCUGAUAAAAUAAAACAAGAAUUAUAAUCAUUUAAUGAAAUCAAAUUAGGAUCACCAUAAGCAAAACUAUUGAUUGAAAGAAAAUUGGCUAGCAUAUCAACUAUUAAAUACUUUGAGGUGAAGAAAGGUGUUAAAUACAAUUCAAAAUUUAGAGAAUAGUUUGCAGCAUUAACCACAGAAUAAUUACUCAGUGGAGAAUGGAAGGAUUGUGAUUAUAAAAGUAUUAAUCUUAAUGCAGAAGGGGAAAAGAUUUCAAUGGGUAAUUUGCAUCCUCUCUUAAAAGUAAGGAAAUAGUUCUCAUAAAUUUUAAUUGGAAUGGGAUUUGAAGAAAUGCCAACAAAUUAAUUUGUUGAGUCAUCUUUUUGGAAUUUCGAUGCUUUAUUUUAACCUUAGAAACAUCCAGCAAGAGACGCACAUGAUACAUUCUUUUGUAGUGAUCCAGAACUCAGCGAAGAAGUAGAUAAUACGUUGAGAGAUAAAGUAAAAGCUAUGCAUUAGACAGGAGGUGUUGGUAGUAUUGGAUAUCAAUACGAAUGGUCACACGAAGAAGCCAGAAAAAAUAUAUUAAGAACACAUACAACAGCUGUCUCAUCUAAAAUGCUUUAUAGAAUUGCUUAAUAAUAUAAAGAGAAGGGUUAUUUCCCAAAGAAAUAUUUUAGUAUAGAUAAAGUUUUCAGAAAUGAAACUUUAGAUGCAACUCAUUUGGCAGAAUUUCAUUAGAUUGAAGGAGUUGUGAUUGAUAAGAAUGCCUCAUUAGGAUAAUUGAUGGGGAUCAUCAGAGAAUUCUUUAGGUAAAUUGGAAUAAACAAAUUGUGGUUUAAACCCACUUAUAAUCCAUAUACCGAACCAAGUAUGGAGAUUUAUGGAUAUCAUCCUGUUUUAAAGAAGAAGGUUGAAAUUGGUAAUUCUGGUGUUUUCAGACCUGAAAUGUUAGCACCUCUUGGCAUUCCAGAAGAUGUGAAUGUGAUUGCAUGGGGUUUGGGAUUGGAAAGACCAACUAUGAUUUAUUAUGAUAUCCGUGAUAUUAGAACAAUGGUGGGACCAGAAGUUAAAGUAGAAACUGUUAGAUCAAAUGCAUUCUGUGUUUUUGAAAGUAAAUGA
Molecule: messenger RNA, 1557 nt
Organism: Paramecium tetraurelia
Lineage: Eukaryota; Ciliophora; Oligohymenophorea; Peniculida; Parameciidae
Exons: 4
Biological process (GO): phenylalanyl-tRNA aminoacylation
Cellular component (GO): cytosol; phenylalanine-tRNA ligase complex; cytoplasm
Molecular function (GO): ATP binding; tRNA binding; phenylalanine-tRNA ligase activity
Source: RefSeq, a predicted model, not a curated record